AUUUGUCGUCACUUCCUGUCUGAAGACGAAGGGCGCGUUGCUAGCACGGAGCGAAGAGGAGAGAGCACACGGCGAUGAUAAAGCUGAGCUGAAACAUCUCCAUUUCCUUGUCCGCACAACUAUCCCGACCGGAAGUCUGGAAAUGCUUGGAUGCCAAAUCUCUGCGUUUGGUGAGUGAGGUGCCAAUCAUCCACCAUGGCAGGCGACCUCUACUGCCCCCCAUCCCCGCUAGGAGACUCCCUCCUAGACAGCCCCCUCUGUGCAGAUCUCAUGGAGGAUCUUUGUGACAUCUCCCAGUCCAUUGGAGAAGACACAAUUGGGUUUGAGUUCCCGGAGUAUCAGAGUCCUGGUUCUGGUUCUGGGUCUGGGAGCUCUAUUGCACUUGACACCUUGACCCCGGCCUCCAGCCCGUCACCAGGGGGUUGCGGAGCUGCGCCAGAGCCCGAUGAGAGCUCCGGCCCCCUCAACUUGGAGUGCAGGGUGUGCUCGGACAAAGCUUCAGGCUUCCAUUACGGCGUGCAUGCAUGCGAGGGCUGCAAGGGUUUCUUCAGGCGAACAAUCCGUCUGAAGUUGGAGUACGAUAAGUGUGAGCGCAACUGCAAAAUCCAAAAGAAGAACCGCAACAAGUGCCAGUACUGCCGCUUCCAUAAGUGCCUCUCUGUGGGAAUGUCACACAACGCCAUCCGUUUUGGACGCAUGCCCCAGGCGGAGAAGAUGAAGCUGAAAGCAGAAAGCAAGAUGGUGGAGAAGAAAAAGGAGGCGAGCCCCAUACUGUCCGACCACAAGAGCCUAAUCGGGUGCAUCCAUGAAGCCUACAUGAAGAACUUCAACAUGAACAAAGCCAAAGCUCGCCUCAUACUCACCGGAAAGACAAGCAAACCGCCUUUCAUCAUCCACGACAUGGAGACAUUCCAGCUGGCCGAGAGGACCUUCGCGGCCCACAUGGCGUCUGACAACCUGGAACCCGACAGCGGCCUGCCGGCAGGGGUACUGGUGGCAGCUGUGGGAUGCGGCGGGCUCCAGCAGAAGGAGGCCGAGGCUCGCCUCUUCCACUGCUGUCAGAGCACAUCAGUGGAGACGGUCACAGAACUCACAGAGUUUGCCAAGGCCGUGCCCGGCUUCCAGAACCUGGACUUGAACGAUCAGGUCACUCUCCUCAAGUACGGCGUCUACGAGGCCCUCUUCACACUCCUGGCCUCGUGCAUGAACAAAGAUGGCCUCCUGGUGGCGCGCGGCGGCGGCUUCAUCACCCGCGAGUUCCUCAAGAGCCUCCGUCGGCCCUUCAGCGACAUGAUGGAGCCCAAGUUCCAGUUCGCCACACGCUUCAACUCCUUAGAGCUGGAAGACAGCGACCUGGCCCUUUUUGUGGCCGCCAUCAUCUGCUGUGGAGACCGUCCAGGCCUGGUGGAUGUCCCUCUAGUGGAGCAGCUCCAGGAAGGCAUUGUUCAAGCCCUGCGGCUCCACCUGGUGGCCAACCACCCGGACCACCCUUUCCUCUUCCCGAGACUUCUGCAGAAACUGGCUGACCUGCGAGAGCUGGUCACCGAGCACGCUCAGUUGGUGCAAGAAAUUGAGACAACCGAGGACACCUCAUUGCACCCCCUCUUGCAAGAAAUCUACCGGGACAUGUACUAACUUAGGAGAUUCAGAACUGGGUACACUUCAUAUUGUUCUGUAGCAAACGUAACAGGAAAAAACAUUUUAGGGAGAAGUACUAUGAAAAUGGGGCCAUAGAUUGUAUUAAAAACUGUGACAGAAGCAAUCAGAUGUUUAAAAAAAAUGCCUAAAUAGUGUGGUGACCAAGCCAUGUCAAACGUAUUUGCCAUUGUAUAUUAUUUAAACAGUUUCAAUGUGUGAUAUUUUGUUUUUUACCUUUGAACAGCAUUGCAUGCAGAUUGAAAUGUGACUUCUAGAAUAACAAAUAUGGCUUCAUUCUAUUUUUUCAUACAAAAUACUGUGUGGAACCAUUUGUUUUGACAGUGAUAAACUUCUAUAAACUAAUAUUUUGUGAAAGGGAUACAGAAUAUAUUUUACUUUUUAAUUGUUGCCAUAUUGGUUAGUGACAGUCGUUGCUAUUUUCUGCAUUAAAUCGAGUUAUUGCAUUAACUGA
Doryrhamphus excisus (bluestripe pipefish) is the source of this 2110-nucleotide messenger RNA. RefSeq names its product peroxisome proliferator-activated receptor alpha-like. NCBI's taxonomy places the organism in Eukaryota, Metazoa, Chordata, Actinopteri, Syngnathiformes, Syngnathidae. Gene Ontology annotation, cellular component: nucleus. The record is from RefSeq and is a predicted model, not a curated record. Gene Ontology annotation, molecular function: nuclear receptor activity; DNA-binding transcription repressor activity, RNA polymerase II-specific; RNA polymerase II cis-regulatory region sequence-specific DNA binding. Gene Ontology annotation, biological process: fatty acid metabolic process; hormone-mediated signaling pathway; negative regulation of transcription by RNA polymerase II.